Messenger RNA from Scleropages formosus (Asian bonytongue), 2598 nucleotides. RefSeq names its product cugbp, Elav-like family member 5a (gene celf5a). The transcript has 11 exons. Lineage: Eukaryota; Metazoa; Chordata; Actinopteri; Osteoglossiformes; Osteoglossidae. Gene Ontology annotation, molecular function: RNA binding. The record is from RefSeq and is a predicted model, not a curated record. The coding region runs from base 84 to 1754 and encodes 556 amino acids. Gene Ontology annotation, cellular component: ribonucleoprotein complex.
GCGCGCGCGCGUUGUGUGUCUGUGUGUGUGCGCGCGCGCGCGCGCGUGUUGUCAUUAUUAUCCAGUCUGCUCCCCGGCUCAGAAUGGCCAGAUUCACUCAGACUGAAACAAGAAGGCAUCAGCAUCAGCAGCAGCAGCAGCAUCAGCAGCAGCAGCAGCAGCAGCAGCAGCAUCCUCCUCCUCCUCCUCCUCCUCCUCCUCCUCCUCCUCCACCACAACAGCCCCAUCCCGCUCACACCCACCUGGUUCUCAGCGCACCGGGGGCCGCAGCGACCCAUCAGCCGCCACAGGCGACCCCGCACCAGCACCAGUACCCGCACGGCACACCCGCGAAACCCAUGAACGGCUCCGAAUCCAUUUCCAUUCACCCGGACGGCUCCAACAUGAAAGACCAAGAUGCCAUCAAGCUGUUCAUCGGGCAGAUCCCGCGCAACCUGGAGGAGAAGGACCUGAAGCCGCUCUUCGAGCAGUUUGGGAAAAUCCACGAGCUCACAGUUCUGAAGGACCGAUACACCGGCAUGCACAAAGGCUGUGCGUUCCUCACCUACUGCGCACGCGAAUCGGCCAUCAAAGCCCAGAACGCCCUCCACGAACAGAAGACACUGCCAGGGAUGACUCGUCCCAUCCAGGUGAAGCCAGCUGACAGUGAGAGCCGUGGAGAAGACAGGAAGCUGUUUGUGGGAAUGCUGAACAAACAACAGACCGAGGAGGACGUAUACCGCCUCUUCGAGCCCUACGGAGUCAUCGAGGAGUGCACGGUGCUACGGGGGCCUGAUGGCAACAGCAAAGGCUGUGCCUUUGUGAAAUUCUCCACGCACACUGAGGCCCAGUCGGCGAUCAGCGCCCUGCACGGCAGCCAGACUAUGCCAGGUGCUUCCUCCAGCCUGGUGGUGAAGUUUGCCGACACGGACAAGGAGCGCACCAUCCGCCGCAUGCAGCAGAUGGUGGGCCAGUUCGGCAUCUUCAACCCCGCCAUCGCCCUGCCCUUCAGCACCUAUAGCACCUACGCACAUGCGCUGAUGCAGCAGCAGGCCGCCAUCAUGGCGGCCACGCACGGCGGCUACUUGACCCCCAGCGUGGCCUUCCCCGCGGCGCAGAUCCACCAGAUGGGGGCGCUCAACAUCAACGGCCUGCCACCCACCCCCAUGACCCCGGUGUCGGGUGAGUUUCAUCAGACGCUGGGCCUCAGCUCGCCACCCGCCAACAUCGCCACAUCCGCCGUGCCCAGCAUCGUCACGCCCAUCGUCAACGGCUUCACCGGCAUCCCCCACCAGCCCAACGGGCACCCCGCCGUCGAGGCUGUCUACACCAACGGCCUGCCGCCCUACUCCGCCCAGAGCCCCACGGCUGCCGACACCCUCCAGCAAGCCUUCACCGGUGUGCAGCAGUACACAGCGAUCUACCCGGCGACCACGCUGACCCCUAUUGGACAGACACUGCCACAACCCCCCCAAGUCAUCCAGCAACAGCAGCAGAGGGAAGGACCCGAGGGCUGUAACCUGUUCAUCUACCACCUGCCGCAGGAGUUUGGGGAUAAUGAGCUCAUGCAGAUGUUCCUACCCUUUGGAACUGUCAUCUCCUCCAAGGUCUUCAUGGACCGAGCCACCAACCAGAGCAAAUGCUUCGGUUUCGUGAGCUUCGACAACCCGGCGAGCGCGCAAGCUGCCAUACAGGCCAUGAACGGGUUCCAGAUCGGGAUGAAGAGGUUGAAAGUCCAGUUGAAAAGACCGAAAGAUGCCAGCCGCCCAUACUGACAGGUCCCCGACUCAUCCCUUGAGUGUUCAACUGCAACAGCACAGGUGAGCAGGCGGCAACGCGGGCAGCACGUAUUUAAUCCGCUCAAACAUCACCGAGACGCGACCACGAUGCUUUUCAACAUAAACCUCUAAUAAUCCCGCUCAUCGAGACUCUCGUGAAUUGACAUCGAAAUGAAGGAUUUAUGUGCAGGUUAAGUGGCGAUUCGGCGAAGACCGUAAUUCCGCAUCUUCGGUGUUAGCAGUCCUCCCAAAUACAGAAUUUCUGUAACUGCCAACGGAGCGUGCAACACUUGAAAUGUACUUGGUGAGUACAGGUAACAGUUAUACCUUCAUAUAACGAAAAUAAUGAGGCCGUUACAUUAGAUUUUGUCAUUUAGCUGGCGAUUUUCUCCAAAGCAGUUAUUCACCUGUUCGUACGGCGGAGUAAUUUCGAGCGAGUGCCUCGCUCGAGGGUACUACAGCCGGAGAUCGAACCCGCGACCUUUGGAAUCGAAAGCAGCGGCUCGGACCACUACGCUACCAGGUGUCCCCGUCUCACCCAUUAAGUCAAUUAUAGUCAAGGCACAAGAGACAAUUUUUCAUUUGUUUGUAAAGAAAAGAGCGUUUAACCUCCCCCAAAGACAAAUGUUGGCAAAUUGUGCUGAGUCAGAGUAGACCUCCUCAAGUGGCGAAAAGUCUAAACUGUUUUGACACCGUAGGUUAUGGAUGUGACAAGUCGGAUUUGGACUGCCUUUUAUCAAAUCGUGACAGAAACCAAUACGGCCCGUGCGUCGCUCUCCCGACGUUUAAUCAUCGCUUUUAUUUUCUCGGCAUGCUUUCAGAGGCUUGUAUGGUUUCACAU